Molecule: messenger RNA, 4594 nt
Organism: Agrilus planipennis (emerald ash borer)
Lineage: Eukaryota; Metazoa; Arthropoda; Insecta; Coleoptera; Buprestidae
Gene: PTP-ER
Exons: 6
Coding region: 249-2993 (914 amino acids)
Biological process (GO): protein dephosphorylation
Molecular function (GO): protein tyrosine phosphatase activity
Source: RefSeq, a predicted model, not a curated record
UGUUUAAUUAAAAAAUGAUUAAAAACAUGGCUUGUUUACAUUCUGCGGAUACCGAAAAGAAAUUGUUACGCCGGUCUGAAAAUAACGUUUAAGUCAUUAUGUGAUAAGAUCUGUAGUCUGUUUUUAUUUCAAAUCGAAAAUAUUGUGCUGAGUAUGGUCUGCUGAAAAUACGAUUUUUAAAAUCCAGCAAAUACGAUGUUUAUAACAAAUUCAUGUUCAGUUAUUAAAUACAAAAUUUUAUAACUAAAAUGGAAGCAAGUCAUUAUAUAAAGAAGGACAUUGUAGAAGUAACCAAAAAAGAACGAAAUUUUCCUAGUCUAGAUCUGUCUACUACAUCUACGCUUACUGAGAACACCAAUCAACCUAUUUUAUUAAUACAAUCUCCAAAGACUCCAACUUUGUCAAGGAAACUUAAGGCUGUCAGCCUUGAUUCAGAUCCAACUCAAAAGUCAACAUUAGAAGUAUCUAGAGACGUUUUUUCUGUGCCCAACACCCCCAAGAAGCAAUUAAAACCAGUCAGUAUAAAAUAUAAUGAUGACAGACCUUUUCAAACGGCAUCUUUAACAUCUGACUUUCAUUCAGUAUCAAAUUUGAAAAAGUUCACUUCGAAUUCUAAUAUAUCAGGUUCCCAACUGCUUAAAACCCUUCCAGAAAUUAUGACCCUGCAGGAUUUUUCUGAUAGUCGUCCUGAGCCUGUGAGAAUAAAAACCAAGGGACUUUUAGAGCGUAGAGGAUCAAAUGCAAGUCUUACAAUUGAUUUGGGGAGUACUUCAAGGACAUUGGAUACCAAAGUAAUGCCCCUUAAAAAUUUUAACAAUAUCAAGAGUGUGUCACACAUCAAUUUGUCAACUGUUGGGGUAGAAAAGUGUUCUUGCAGUCUCCCCUCUUCUUGUGAAGUUAAAGCUAAUAAAAAAGCUGUGGCAAUUGUGGGAAGAUGUAGUGGAACUCUUCAAAAAUCUCAGCCACAAUUGGACAAAAUUGAUAUCAAUCCAAUUAAAACCAGUUCCCCAGAAGGCAAAACCGGUGUUUGCAAGAACCGUUGUUACACUUUCCAUAAAAAAUGCAAUUGCCUGUGCAAUUUUAAAUGUCGUAGAAAAUCGCUCUCGAACGAAAAUUUGUACAUCCCUCCCUGCAGUUUCUGUCAAUCCCGAAACGGUCCAACAAAAUGUGGUACCGCUGUAAGACACUGCAAAGGAUGUAAGAAAACAGUGUAUCCAAGGCAAGCGGGACUUUGUCAAUCUCAAGCCUUGUCAGAGGACUUUAAGUUGCACUUACAAAACGUGCAGUAUCUACAGACUGCAGGGAGUGUGUUGUCUUUAACUGAUCUUAAAAUGGCCUGUGAGCCAACUAGAGUUCCAAAGUUACAUCAAGAAUUUUGGGAAGUGCCAUUAAAUUUGCAAGAAAAGUGCAUAGUAUCUGGUAGUCAGAACAAAAACAGAUACAAAGGUGUUUUACCGAACGAACACAGUCGCGUUCACCUACUUGGAGAACGAGACUAUAUACAUGCCAAUUAUAUAAAGGGUCCAGAUUAUUUAGAAUCGUGUUACAUUGCGACACAAGGCCCAAUGUCUCAUACAUGUGAAGACUUUUGGGAAAUGGUUUGGAAUAACAAGAGUAAUUGUAUAGUAAUGUUAACGGGUCUCGUGGAAAAGGGUCGAAACAAGUGCGAGUUGUAUUUUCCCUUGGGUAGGACUUCGCCGAAUUCGCGUGAGAAAUCGUUCUAUUACGUGACAACAACCAAAGUGCAGGAUCGUUUCACUUUCGACUUCAAGAAUACAAAGAAAUACGAAGAGGAGACAGUUGCAUUCGAGGAACUAGAUGAGGUCACAUAUGGUAACUUUAGAAUUAAGUUUAUAAACAAAUUCGACUUGGGACAUUACUCUUUACGACUGUUAGAACUAUUCAAAUUAGACAGUGACGGAGACGUAAGAAAAAUUUAUCAUUACUGGUACUCCAAGUGGCAGGACCACAAGAUGGCCAGUCCCGAGGAGGUGCUUGAAUUGGCCCUGGACGUACUCACUAAAACUAACAAAAUAGACGGUAAUGAGAGAUCGAAAAACCCAAACGACACAAUUUCAGACAAUAAUAUUAGUCGUAAAUCGUCUUUAGACAACAACAAUCUGGAUAGCGUUUCGAAACAGCGUCCUAAAAAUAGUCAGGAUCUCAUCAGUAAUAACGCGAAAAAUAAUACGUCUGAGGACACGCGAAAAAUUUCGAAAGCUUUACGCACAUCAAACUGGCACAAGGAACUUGCCAAACUCCAAGAAGAAAUGGAAGAAAUUAAACAGAAUCUCCUCAAAAAAUCCCAAAGUGCGUUGGAUUAUUUCACGUCAUCGAAAGAUUUGAACGAGACGAGUAGCAAGAUCGAGAAUUUCAGUAAGAAAACAAACACCAAUAUUUUUUUUUCUUUAAAAACCCGCUCCAUGGCCCAAACCGAAUCUUUUGAUUUCGAUAAGACCUCAAAAGAGGAAGCGGAAUCUUCGUAUAACAACAACUUAAAAGUUAAUAAUACAGAGAAAAAUUCGGAAGACGAAACAGCCGUGGUGACCAAAAUUAGUCCGCGAGAUCAUGGUAAUCUUAAAUUCAAAUCUGUUUCUACUAAUGGCGAUUCUUCCGAAAUUUUCUUAAGGAACGAGACGGUCAGCAGACCGUUCUCUUCAAAAAUAUCGUCGGAUAGAGACUCGAGUUCUGACGACUUCCAGUCAGCUGACAGUUUGAGUUUAGAGUGUGAUCUAUCUUCUAGUCUAUUACCUAAAAAAUUUGCCGAGCUUCCUUCUUCUACCAUCGUGGUUCAUUGUAGCGCGGGUAUAGGUCGAACGGGAUGUUUCUUGGCGGUCUUGAACGGUAUACAACAACUGAGGAACAAUAGAAACGUUGACGUUUUGGCGAUUUUGUGUUCUUUAAGAUUGAACAGGGGCGGAAUGGUACAGACUGCUGAGCAGUACGAGUUAAUUCAUCGGGUUCUUAAGCUGUAUGCAGAGACUUUGUUAUAAAAUUUUCAGGAAGUUGACUAAUGUUAUUGAAGAUAAUUUUGUUUUUGUUUGUGGGCCCGUUUAGGAAUUAACAAAUUCAGAAUUUAGUUUACCAUUAACAUUUAUAAUUUCUGAAGACGUUUAAAAACUAAAUUCGAAAUAUUAACUGGUACAUGUCUCAUAGAUAAUUAGAAUUUUCUCUUAGGGAUGACGUUUUAAUUUUUUCCUUAUUUAUCAGAGAGAAUUAAUACGUAUAUGGCGAAAUUAAUAAAAAAUUAGUUCCUAACAGAUAUUUCCUAUACUAUAAAGUUAAUGAUGGGUAUUAAAGCCUCUUUCGUUUUUUAAUGACUACAUGUAAUUUUUCCUGAAGAAUAUUUCAUUUUUUGAAAUAAAAUGAUCAGGGUUUGCAAUUUAUAGGGCAGGCUUUCAUGUAAUCAUUAUGUCCUUGUUAUUAUUUAAUUGAUAACAUGUCUAAUAAAUAUUUUGUUAUCUAUUAAUUUUUCAAAAAUUGUUUAUUUAUAUUUUUUUCUUAAAUGGGACCAAAUUAUACCAUGUCAUAAUUAUUAUAUGUGGGUAACAUCAAAGAAAAAAAAAAAAAAACAAAGUGCAAACCCUAAUCAGUUGAUGAUUAAUAUUUUUUUAACUGCGAAAAUAACGACAGAUGUGAAUAAAUUGAGGAAUAGUAUUGUUUUUAGAGCAGCUUCUCACGUUGUCUUAUAAAUUAAAUGCAGAAUUUUAUUGCCCAAUUUCAUAUUCAAAAAUAGAGUGUUGUCUAUCUUAAUCAUGCCGUGCUUUUGUGAUAAUUUGUAGAAGUAGAAUUAGACGUUAAGAUAAACAUUCAUAUUACAUAAUCAACUUCUAAAAAGUACGAAAAAGAAAAACAAGUAAUACCGCAUUAUUUCUGGAGCAAUUAUUUCAAUUCUUGCUGCCGAUAAGGCCAAACUGUAGACAAAUUUCGAAAAUUACAUAUCUUAAAUUGAUACAGUUACGUACUAAACUUAUAUCAAUUAAAUAAAUGGUAUACUCAAUUCAAAAAGAGUCACAAAACUAUUUUUUGACUUACCUUGUUUUGUGUACAUUAUCUUAUCAAAGUUAUAACGUAAGAGAAAAAAAUUAAUUUCUGAAAUCAGCAUUAAAAACAUGCUCUACACGUACAAUAAAAGGUUGCACAUUAAUUUUUAAUCAGCGACAAUAAUAAUGACACUUUUUAAAAAUAAGUUGCGAGACUUUGUCGUGUUAUUAAACUUGCCAUUAAAUUAAAAAGAAAAUACUUUAUAGAACUUAAGGAAAUUAUAAAUAUAAUACACAUGACUUCUUUCGUUUAUAUUUAAGUUUUUACUUGCGUAUGAAGUAAUGCGUUUCUAGAGUUUAAGGGAUCGCCGUUUGUUUGAGAAAUAUCUAUUUUAUUUUGAUUGCUGAAUGUCAGUUUUGGAAUUAAAAAUUUUUACAUACAGAAAAUACACCGUAUCCCUUAAAAGAAAGUAAAUUGUUUUGAGUUUUUGAUUAGAAAGAAAAUUAAUUUUAACGUAAGUUUGGUGAAUAUGUAAUUUAUUUUUUGAAAGCAAAAUGCUUUGAGGGCGUUUAAAAAUUACACUGGUAGAAAUUGUUUAAUGUAUAGUGAA